CCGACGAAACACACACAGUGCACGGAAUGUUAGCCGCAUGUCACGAACUUUUUGAUUAGGUCAACUUCAAGAAUGGCGCUUAACCUCCUAGUUAAAGUUCACCCCGUGGUUUUAUUUCAAAUCGUAGACUCUUACGAGCGUCGAGGGGCCGAAGCUCAUCGAGUCAUUGGAACUCUUCUAGGAACUGUGGAAAAAGGUGUUGUGGAAGUGACCAACUGUUUUUGCGUGCCACACAAGGAGUAUGAAGAUCAAGUCGAUGCUGAACUUAACUAUGCCUUGGACCUUUAUGAACUCAACAGGCUUGUUAACGCCCAAGAGAGCAUUGUUGGCUGGUGGGCCACUGGAAACGAGGUGACCAAUCAUUCCUCUGUUAUUCAUGAAUAUUAUGCCCGUGAGUGCAAUAACCCUAUCCACUUGACGGUCGACACGACUCUGGAGGGAACCACUAGAAUGGGCAUUAAGGCAUACAUAUGUGUCAAAUUGGGAGUGCCAAACGGUAAAACUGGAUGCAUGUUCACACCAGCAAAAGUGCAGAUUCAAUCCUACAAUCCAGAAGUUGUAGGCUUGCAGUUGUGCUCCAAGACUCUUAAUCAAAAUAAAUCCAAUUCCGUUGUAGAACCAAUAAUGGAUCUAGCCCAGAUUGCUGAAGCUAGCACUAAACUUUCAUCAAUGUUAGACAGUGUUUUACAGUACGUUGAUGAUGUGUUAUCUGGGAAGCAGCCACCUGAUAAUCACGUUGGUCGUGCACUGCUUGAUAUGGUAAAUUCUGUACCCAAGAUGACGCCUGAUCAAUUUGAUAACAUGUUCAACAGCAAUGUUAAAGAUCUGCUUAUGGUUGUUGCAUUGUCGCAACUUAUUAAAACACAGUUGCAGUUAAACGAAAAACUCACAUUAUUAACAGAUAUAAAUAAAAAAGAUAACUGAUAAUUUUGUAUUGUAUAAAGAUAAACUGAGAUCUAAUAAAAAAAGUUUU
Copidosoma floridanum is the source of this 973-nucleotide messenger RNA. RefSeq names its product eukaryotic translation initiation factor 3 subunit f1 (gene eIF3f1). The record is from RefSeq and is a predicted model, not a curated record. NCBI's taxonomy places the organism in Eukaryota, Metazoa, Arthropoda, Insecta, Hymenoptera, Encyrtidae. Gene Ontology annotation, biological process: translational initiation. Gene Ontology annotation, cellular component: eukaryotic translation initiation factor 3 complex, eIF3m. Gene Ontology annotation, molecular function: translation initiation factor activity; translation initiation factor binding; metallopeptidase activity.